CGACCACGCUGCAGCUGCACUUUCACCGUACGCUGGAGAUCAAUACGUAACAGCGCGUUUUUAUACUCGCUUGGAGGACAGAAGUGAAAGGCUUGACAAGGAGGUGAUACAAGCCGCGCUUAGAACAUGUCUGCCCAGAAAUCGGCACCGAAGCCGCAGAAAAAGACGAAGGAAAUGGAGUACGAGGAGAAGCUGAAAUUGCUCGACGCAGAACUGAUGUCCUUUUAUCAGUACUGCAAACAGGCCGGGUUUACACCAGCGGAAAUGGAUAUUAUUUGUGCACCGCUGGUCGCAUCGCUCAGAAAGCAUUUUCUCAAAAAAGUUGCUAAAGUAGUAAGCAGCAUAGUGAUUGUAGCCGCAGUUCUGUACGGAUUCCUACAGAUAGAAGUCGUAAACAACCACGCCUCCGCUCUCGGCCGACUCCUACUAAUUAAGUUGUUGCCAGUGUGGGAUUGGACAUACCUUUUCUACGAGUCUUGUCUUGUUACCAAUCCAUUUUAUGGAGACUACUCUCUGACAGAAGAAGAUUGCAUUAGUUGUGAGACGCUGGAUGCCAUUGAUCGGGUUGGUGGAGUCUCGUACGAACAACUGCUAGACAACUAUCUCAGCCGAGAUGCUCCAUUGAUCGUUGUAGAUGCCAUGGACUCCUGGCCAGUUAUGAACACAGACGAUUUCUGGUUUGACAACAUCACACAGCUCUAUCUUCAGGAUGAGAAACUUGCAGAUACUGUACCCUGCAUCCUAACAACAAAUUUGCGACCUGGGUCUUCAGACUUGCAUGUAGUUCUGCAGAGAAUACACAGUUUGAAGGUGGAGAAAUGGUUUGUGCACUGGCAAAAUUGUGACAUUCAUGCAGUUAAAGCUCUUCGAAAAUUUUAUCAGCGUCCCUAUUUCUUGGCAAGCUCUGUUUCACCAGCCCAUUUUAAUUGGGUUCUGAUGUCCUCUGAUUACAAUACAAAAGUGUACAAAAAGGUGGAGCUGGAUUCUGGGCUUAUAAUGCUGGCACAGCUAAGAGGUUCUACAGCAUUUCGGUUAACACCAAUGAAUCCUUGUAAUUCAUCUUGUCCUAUGCUUCUUGGAGAUUUACAAGAAGGAGAGAUGUUGGUGUUCACCAAUUUUCUAUGGGCAUUUGAGUAUUUUCCUGGAAGAAACUUAGACAAUGUGGCUAUACUGACAGAAACAGUGUGGGACGAAGCUUCAAAAUAAGUUUUCUGUGCUGACAGUUUAGACAAAUUUCUGAAAUUGUGUGUGUGUAAAAUGUGUUCAUAUUGAUAAGAAAAUUUUUAAUUAAUAUUUUAAUUAUAGUUGAUGCAUGUACGUUGUCAAAACUCCAUAUCAAAUAAAUGCAGAACUAAUACUA
Molecule: messenger RNA, 1360 nt
Organism: Schistocerca piceifrons (Central American locust)
Lineage: Eukaryota; Metazoa; Arthropoda; Insecta; Orthoptera; Acrididae
Exons: 7
Coding region: 127-1206 (359 amino acids)
Source: RefSeq, a predicted model, not a curated record